GUCGAGCAAGGGGACUCCCAGAACUCAGCCAUGUGCAUCAUGCAGGUGGACCAGAGAAGAGAUGUCUUUUGGCUAUCUUGGUCUUGCUAGAGCGCUAGCUAGCUUUGGCUCUGCCCUGUAUGAAUGUGUAUAUAUGCACAAGCCACAGAGACAACUGAAGGUGAUAUCUGGAGCCUAGCAAGUCCACCAUGCCUAGAUACCUGGCCUUAGACUAUCUCUCCAAGGCAGUGGGUGAUCGCCGGUGCCAACUGGAGGGGAUGCUGAUCACCACACCUCGUCACAUGGAGAUAGUGGACUCGUACAUUCAUCAGGGACAGCUGCCGGCCUCGUCAUUGCUAUGGCAACCAUGGAAAAAUAAUCAGCCGCCAGUGGAUGUGGUCAUCUCGUGCUCCACUGAGACCAUGGGUAAGGAGAUGGCCAUCCUCGUCAACUGCUACUCUCACCACUGUAAUGGAGGGGGGGAGCUGGAGAUGUUCAAUACAUCAAGUGAUUUUGAUGAUGUUGGCUCUGAGGUGGACCUGUUCUCUCAAGACAUAGCCAGGGCCAUGGGUGAGCUGGGGACGGGGAAGGACUAUCCAGUGGAGACCCUCGGCAACUGGGACCUCAUACUGCCUCAAGACUCUAUAGGUGUGUGUCUGAUUGAGUGUCCAGAGUCCCCCAACACGACUGACACACUCCUCUCACUGCUACCAGGAGUGGAGGAUCUAGCCAGAAGACUCAAGCCCAAGCUCUUACAAGACCCAUUCCUUGAUCAGCAGGGUCAGGCCUACUGUUAUGAGAGGCUCACCAGGUCUGACUUAUCACUAGACCACUUUGAACCUGAUGACCUUUCAGUGCACUCUGAACCUGGUGACCCUCCGGUGCACUCUGAACCUGAUGACCCUCUAGUGGUAGUAUCCCUCUCGUCCAUUAGAGAGAGGUUCUCCCCCGAGUCCCUGCCAGAGAGUGUGGACACCACGGACCUUGACCCUCUGUUUGCACUGCCCCUGCCUAACGAGGGGGAGCCCCUCUUGUUACAGGCUAACGAGGUAGAGCUGCCACUCAUGGAGGAGCUUGUCGACAAUGAAGAGAUGAAAGAUGACUCUAAAGACUUACUGCUGCUCAUGGAGGAGAUGUCUAAGAAGUCCCUCACUAAACUGCCCAGUGAGGUUGUUCCUGACCUCAGCCCUGUGACUGAGACCAGGAGUAAAGUACUGGACUUCCCCACAUUCAACAACCAAGAUGUGAGCAUUGAUUCUGAUGACUCUGGUAUUGGCCACGCCCUCCUGGAGUCCCCCCUCCUCCCCCACAGACCACACACCCUCUCACCACUCAUCAACAAGCAGCUGGCACGUCUUGAACCCAUGCCCACCUCUCCAGACAGAGAAAUUGUGUUCCUGAGCCCGGGUACUGAGCUGAGGCUGAGGAGGGAAGUGUGGGAGAGGGAGACUGUGUUUGACACCAUUCUGGCUCACAGAAUAUCCUGCCCAGACACAGGUGGUGGUGUAGUGGAGCGUGGGUUAGAGGUCAGUGCAGUGUCAGAGCUCAUCUCGCUGCUGGAGGUCACAGAGGUCAAGAUGAGUGGAGAUAGUGAGCUUGAGUUGGACUGGGACCCUCUCUUCCAGUCCUACCAUCUGAUGGAGCUGGCAGAGAAGAGUCUCGUUUCCCGACAUCCCCACUCUUCACACUCCCCACACACCCUCACACCUCACACACGCCCUCAAGGGAGAGAGGAGUUCUCGAAACACGUACUCAAUGAAGAAGUUGCUAUUGAGAUACCGUUAAGUCUAUCGACUGCACAAGACAGCAGUUGGAGGAACUUGGAUGUGCUUGAGAGUCAAUCGAUGGAUUCUCGUGUUAUUGAGGAAACCCGAUUGUCUCAACCAUUGGCAAGUGUCCAUCCAAAGGACGCAGCUUGGAACUUGCUGCUACAGUCAGCCUCCACUCGUAUGAGGGAACCGUCCAAUCAGAUCACUCGCAGCAACAACCCACCAGCCAAUACUGUUUCUAGAAGAAUGUCCGAUGAUGUCACCAGAUCAACGUCCAAUGGGAUCUCCCGAAAGAGCGUCCCCUCAGUGAUGGACAAGUGUGAUGGAUUGGAAGCAUUCUUAAUGCUACGCUCCAAAAUGACCAUGUCCACUGGGGUCAAAAGGUCACUGAACGAAGAGACAGAGGGUGCUCCACAUAGAAAGAAAAUUGUGGAGGAGCUGGGUGAUGACUCUCUGAUGGAACUGGAGCUCAUCGAGAGAACUGCCACAUCAGCAUUCCUGGACGUCUGUCUGUCAGGGUCUUACCUCUCCACUGUGACAAAGCUGGAUGGAUUGAUGCGUGACCUCCGAGGGGAGCUCACCAGAGGGGGUCUUCGAGUGCCCACCAGUGGGGGGUCUCUAGACUCCCUCAAGUUCCUACUCAAGCAGCAACAGAAAGCUCUUCAGGACAACACCAACCCCUCUAAGACAGACUACUACGUGCGUUCCUGUCAGCUGACUGCCACCCUCUACCUCACGGCCUCGGUGUACAAUGCACUCGUCCAUUGCAGUCUGGGAGUGGCCCUAGCCAAGGUGACGUCUCUGUGUGACAAGUACCAGCACGUGUUGCGUGAUGGUGCUGGGGCAGUCAAGAGGGAACUGUUGGAACUGCCGCUAGUCUGUCAGACCACCCACCCCAAACUAUUGGAGUUGGUUAGACUGUUGAGUGGGUGGAGGAGAGAGGGGGGCAGAGGGGAGAAGGCUGUGAUAGUGGUGGAGACAGAGUUCCCAACUCUCUCAGUGGAGAUCCUCGAUAUACUGCAAUCUGUGCCAGAUAUGAAGGCGUGUGUGUUCUCAAUGUUACCAGAAUCCUCCCAGCUUUAUCAGAGGACAGUGGAGGAAGUAUUCCAGACCCACCACUGUCUGGUGGUCCCGGUGGCCAGCUUGUGCGGGGGAGAGAGCUUCCCCUGGGAAAGGGUGCGGCUACUAGUCGAGUAUGAGGAACUCACAAGACCUCUGUUUGACACCUCAGCACAUCAGAAGGGUGAUCGUGGACCUACGGUAGCGGACAGACUCAACCUGAAGAAGUACGUCACUCUGAGAACAGUGGGAGACCUCUCGUCCAGUCUCCACCUCACAGAGGGUGGAUAUGAGGAGCUUAGUUCAGUGCAGUACACUCUGAUUGCCUCGGAGAGAAUUGUGACACACACACAACUACUACAGCUGCUGGAGACAAGAUAUAACACUGUGAUAAUCGAGCGUGACUAUUCCCCGUUGCGUCAACGCCAUCGACAGCACUCGUACGCUGACCUCUUGGUUGACCCCUCCACUGGCCUCCUACUGAGACCACUCUCCAGUCUAGCCAGUGAGGCUGGGAUGAGGGCCACUAUCAACACUCUCACUGCCCUCUCCUUCCAACUCACCACCUGCUGGCUACUCCUCUACACUGAAGACUCUAACAGCUAUGCGUACGGAGGAGCCAUACCGUCCAACCUGGCUCGUGUGCAUGCUUCAGUGGCUCACUAUUGCCCCAAGCUAGACGCCUACUCUGUACGCAUCAUCACGACCCCCUCCACUGACCAGCUGGCUGCCUGGGUCCGUAGGGUGGCCGAGAAGACUCAUCUUAACAACACGGUGCAAGACUCAAGAGAGUGGGUGGACAGGGAUUGGAUUGAUCCUGAAAUGACAAAGCAAGAGAUGGUGCUGAUUUCAUUUCCCUGUCUCAACUCUUUCAGUGCCCAGUGUCUGUUGAGGGUGGUGUGUCUGGGUGACCUUAUCCGAAUGUCUCUAGAGCAGCUCCAAUAUCAGUUCCCAUGGUUAUCGCACAAGGUUGCCAAAAUGUUUCACAAAAUGUGCAACUCUAACGAGAUCGCAGAGAUAGUGGAACCUGACUCAGCAUUUCUACCCAGUAUGGAAGCGGCUACGGAUGAUGAUGACGUAGUACAAGUGAAUUCUUCGUAUUAUCCCCCUCAAACUGAAGUGGAACAUUUCGAACGGAACACUCCUCUCUUAAACCAUCAAGGUGACAAUGACACCAGACAAUUUUCUCACGAUCUCGCCUUCAUGGAUUGUGUGGCUAAUGAUGAGAGGUCACUCCCACCACAGGGCAGCGAUACUGUCGUUUUGAACGACUCUUUAGAAGAAGUUGAGAUGGCAACUUGUGAUAACAACGAUAAAAUAUCUAUAUUUGGAGUCCCUAACCACGAGAGCUACACUAUCAAUAGGACAUUUUUGAAACAGGACAACUCUUCUCAAAAUAGCGAGGUUAUUGACCUCACCUCUCCAGAUAUAAAACUUGAACACGACUCCAUGAGACAUAAUCAAUCGAUUGUGGAACCUGGAUACCAUUUUGACUUCUCGUUUAGUGAAGGUGACCAUAACACAAGUAUACACAGCGAAGAAACUGGUUUGUUCUCAGAUUACUUUAAACAAGAAGCACCAAAACCUCCUCAUAGCAGGCCACCUGUCACAGCCGCUAACCAAUCCUCUGCUGUUCGUUUGCUCUCCUCCAGCCGACAAAUGCCCUCACAAAAACAGAUAAAGAAAUCGGUCUUAAGCAGUAUUUUUAAACCAUCGACUUACAGAGGUGGCCCCUCAACAAGUAGCUACAACUCUCAGUUAGGUUAUGUGUCCAGCUCGAUCGUGACGAAUAAGGCAAGCAGUCAAUUACGUACGCCUGUGAAAUCUCUCGAUUUGGGGUUUAGAGAACAAAAUCGUUCUAAAGUGUUACUGCAAUGCAACGAUCGUACUAUUGGGUCCAAUGUAGAGAGACAGGCUGAGACUAGAGCUACCAAUCGAAUACAAGACGGCACUACCCUGAGCUUGUUUGGGACGGAGCCAAGCAGAAGUUUUGUCAGACAUGAUUCACUAGUCCCCUCCUCACACACAACCAUAUCUCCGCAAUACAAGAACACCUCUUUGUUUGACUCCCCUCGAGGAAGUGUGAAGCUGAGCCCUGCUAAGAAGAAGCUGCAGCUCACGUGCCAAAGGGACCCAACUAGAACUGAUGGACAGACUAAACUAGUCUUAUUCUGAACUUAUUAUUAUCAUAUUAUCAUGACUGAACAAUUCCAUUCAUUAUGGACUGUUAUAGUAUUAUAAAUGCAAUUUUUAACAUUUCAAA
Messenger RNA from Halichondria panicea, 5070 nucleotides. RefSeq names its product protein shortage in chiasmata 1 ortholog-like. The record is from RefSeq and is a predicted model, not a curated record. The transcript is spliced from 27 exons. Gene Ontology annotation, biological process: resolution of meiotic recombination intermediates. Gene Ontology annotation, molecular function: ATP hydrolysis activity; single-stranded DNA binding. Lineage: Eukaryota; Metazoa; Porifera; Demospongiae; Suberitida; Halichondriidae. Bases 189 to 4982 code for a protein of 1597 amino acids. Gene Ontology annotation, cellular component: condensed nuclear chromosome.